Messenger RNA from Dissoconium aciculare CBS 342.82, 1203 nucleotides. RefSeq names its product DEAD-domain-containing protein. Gene Ontology annotation, cellular component: catalytic step 2 spliceosome; nucleolus. The record is from RefSeq and is a predicted model, not a curated record. The transcript has 3 exons. NCBI's taxonomy places the organism in Eukaryota, Fungi, Ascomycota, Dothideomycetes, Mycosphaerellales, Dissoconiaceae. The coding region runs from base 1 to 1203 and encodes 400 amino acids. Gene Ontology annotation, molecular function: RNA helicase activity; ATP binding; mRNA binding.
AUGGCGGACGAAGGCAUCGACCGCAAGGCGGAUGAACGCAUGGAGUUCUCCACGUCCAAAGAAGUGUCUGUUGCGCCCACUUUCGAGGCGAUGCACUUGAAGGAGAACCUUCUUCGAGGAAUCUAUGCAUACGGCUACGAAUCACCUUCAGCUGUUCAGUCCCGAGCAAUCGUUCAAAUUUGCAAGGGUAGAGACACGAUCGCGCAAGCACAAUCUGGUACCGGAAAGACUGCGACAUUCAGUAUUUCGAUUCUACAGGUUAUCGACACUGCUGUCCGAGAGACACAAGCGCUUGUACUCUCACCCACCCGCGAGCUUGCAACUCAAAUCCAGUCUGUUCUUCUUGCGCUUGGAGAUUACAUGAACGUCCAAUGCCAUGCAUGCAUCGGUGGAACAAAUGUUGGCGAAGAUAUCCGCAAACUCGAAUACGGACAGCACAUUGUCUCUGGUAGCCCGGGUCGUGUCGCCGAUAUGAUUCGUCGUCGCCACUUGCGCACCCGCAACAUCAAAAUGCUUGUUCUUGACGAAGCCGACGAACUGCUCAACCGUGGUUUCCGCGAACAGAUUUACGACGUCUAUCGAUACCUUCCACCGGCUACUCAAGUUGUGGUGGUGUCUGCUACUCUCCCUCACGAUGUUCUCGACAUGACCACAAAGUUCAUGACCGAUCCGGUCCGUAUCUUGGUCAAGCGUGAUGAGUUGACCCUUGAAGGAUUGAAGCAAUAUUUCGUUGCGGUUGAAAAGGAGGACUGGAAGUUCGACACACUCUGCGAUCUCUACGACUCAAUGACGAUCACACAAGCCGUCAUCUUCUGCAACACUCGCCGAAAGGUGGACUGGCUCACGGACAAGAUGCGCGAGGCAAACUUCACCGUGUCUGCUAUGCACGGAGAGAUGCCGCAGAAGGAGCGAGACAGUAUUAUGAGCGAGUUCCGACAAGGCAACAGCCGAGUUCUCAUCAGCACUGAUGUUUGGGCGCGAGGAAUCGAUGUGCAGCAAGUCAGUGUUGUGAUCAACUACGAUCUGCCAUCCAACCGUGAAAACUACAUCCACCGCAUUGGUCGAUCUGGCCGAUUUGGCAGGAAGGGGCUCGCCAUCAACUUCGUCACUAGCGAAGAUGUCCGUAUCCUUCGUGACAUUGAGUUGUACUACUCAACACAAAUCGACGAGAUGCCAAUGAACGUUUCCGAGUUGAUCAAUUAG